AAUCAUUCUGUAAUUUCACAUCAUAUGUGAUUUAAUCUCUGUAACUACCACUACAUGUAAAUAUGAAACUACACUGUAGACCCCUCCCUCGUAGACCAGGGACCGUUUGGAAGGAAGAGACUGACCUCAGAUCAGAAGAUGAGUGAUUUGGAGGAAGAGGAGGACGGAGCAGAGUCUGGAGGAUCAGACUGGUGGUCUAUGAAGAGUGACCGGUCGAUGCCAAAACAUCUAGACUUCAGUACUGGACCUGGACCCCCAGACACAAAACUGACUCCAGAUCAGAAGAUGAGAGAUUUGGAGGAAGAGGAGGACGGAGCAGAGUCUGGAGGAUCAGGCUGGUGGUCUAUGAAGAGUGACCGGUCGAUGCCAAAACAUCUAGACUUCAGUACUGGACCUGGACCCUCAGACACAGAAGAGAAGAGGAGAGAUGUUUCUGAGGAGGAGCUGUCCAGAACCAGAACCAGAGCUGGACUGCAGACAGCCAGUAAAACCAGCUCUGGAAAAAAGAUCGGUGGUCAGCAUGAACAUAAGAUCAGUUUGAAGAGGACAUAUGAACGUGUGACUGAAGGAGCUGAACAAACAGGAAGUGGAACCCUCCUCAGCAGGGUCUACACUGCGGUCUACAUCACAGACAGACUGAGAGAGGAGGUUAAUACCCAACAUGAGGUGAGGCAGCUGGAGACAUCUUCCAAGAUGGAGACCCUCCAUGACUCUCCAAUCAGGUGCAGCGACAUCUUUAAAGUCUCACCUGGCCAACAGAAACCCAUCAGAGUCGUUCUGAUGAUCGGCGUCGCUGGCGUUGGAAAAACCUUCUCAGUGCAGAAGUUCUGUCUGGACUGGGCCGAGGGGUUGGAGAACCAAGAUGUCGAUCUGGUGAUUCCUCUUUCCUUCAGGGAGCUGAACCUGAUCAAAGAUGAGCAGUACAGUCUUCUGGAGCUGCUCCGUGUUUUCCAUCCAACAUUACAGGAGGUCCCAGCAGACCAGCUCGCUGCCUCCAGACUUCUCUUCAUCUUUGACGGCCUGGAUGAAAGCAGACUAUCACUGGAUUUCAACAACAAUGAGGCUGUUCCUGAUGUCACACAGAAGUCCUCAGUCAACCUGCUGUUGACAAACCUCAUCCAGGGGAAGCUUCUGGCUGCAGUCUACCUGUUCCACUGUUACACCAACAGGAACACACAGGUACUCAAGGACUUCCUGGGACCAGACUUCAAGCACAGGGACUCAAACUCAAAAUCUUUAUUCAAGAAGAUUUUUAAGUCUUUUCAGAAAACAUCCCUAGAUGUCUUCCUGAAGAGAUCCAUGGAGAAAUCCCUAAGGAGUAAAAAUGGACACCUGGACCUGUUUGUCCGCUUCCUUCAUGGCCUCUCUCUGGAGUCCAACCAGAGACUCUUAAGAGGCCUGCUGGGUCAGACAGACAACAGUCCAGAAAUCAUCCAGAGAGCCAUCAACAACCUGAAGGAGAUGAAGAAGACAAAUACCUCUCCUGACCGAAGCAUCAACAUCUUCCACUGUCUGACGGAGAUAAAGGACCACUCAGUCCAUCAGGAGAUCCAAGAGUUCCUGAAGUCAGAGAAGAAAUCAAAGUACCUCUCUGUGAUCCACUGCUCAGCUCUGGCCUACAAGCUGCAGAUGUCAGAGGAGGUUCUGGAUGAGUUGGACCUGAAGAAGUACAACACAUCAUUGGAGGGAAAACUGAGACUGAUUCCAGCUGUGAGGAACUGCAGAAAGGCUCGAUUUUGGAGAUGCAGUUUGUCAGAGAUCAGUUGUGCUGCUCUGGUCUCAGCUCUGAAGUCCAACCCCUCCCAUCUGAGAGACCUGGACCUGAGCUACAACAAAGACCUGAAGGAUUCAGGAGUGGAGCAGCUGUGUGCUGGACUGGAGAGUCUAGACUGUAGACUGGAGACUCUGAGAUUGAUGGAGUGCAGUUUGUCAAAGAUCAGCUGUGCUGCUCUGGCCUCAGCUCUGAAGUCCAACCCCUCCCAUCUGAGAGAGCUGCACCUGAGCUACAACAAGCUGAAGGAUUCCGGAGUGGAGCAGCUGUGUGCUGGACUGGAGAGUCCAGACUGUAGACUGGAGACUCUGAGAUUAGAGAGAUGCAGUCUGUCAGAGAUCAGCUGUGCUGCUCUGGCCUCAGCUCUGAAGUCCAACCCCUCCCACCUGAGAGACCUGGAUCUGAGCUACAACAACCUGAAGGAUUUAGGAGUGAAGCAGCUGUGUGCUGGACUGGAGAGUCCAGACUGUAGACUGGAGACUCUGAGAUUGAGGAACUGCAGUUUGUCAGAGAUCAGCUGUGCUGCUCUGGUCUCAGCUCUGAAGUCCAACCCCUCCCAUCUGAGAGACCUGGACCUCAGCGGCAACAACCUGGAGGAUUCAGGAGUGGAGCAGCUGUGUGCUGGACUGGAGAGUCCAGACUGUAGACUGGAGACUCUGAGAUUGUGGUGCUGCGGUUUGUCAGAGAUCAGCUGUGCUGCUCUGGCCUCAGCUCUGAAGUCCAACCCCUCCCAUCUGAGAGAGCUGGACCUAAGGAACAACAACCUGAAGGAUUCAGACAUGAAGCAGCUGUGUGAUCUGAAGCAGAGUUCAGACUGUAGACUGGAGACUCUGUGAUGAUGGUCUCAGUCAAGGGAUCAGUAGGAGGAUGUGUUGCAGGAUCCGCUGAGUCCUGAUGAUCCAGAGAGGUUGAAGCAGCAGCAUCACCUCUAACUGGGCCGUGGUACUGGGAGGUAGAGCCGAGAGACUCUGGCCGCUUCACAAUCCCAACAAUGGAAAGACCAGACUAGUGGUUUUGGGGAGAACCUUCUUGUUAGUCUCUCUCCAUGAACCCUGUUGACAGUUUGAGACGAUGCCUUCUUGCUGGUAUUGUGUAAUAACCCAACGCAGAGGCCGCCUGCAGAGCUCCAAAAUAA
Etheostoma cragini (Arkansas darter) is the source of this 2906-nucleotide messenger RNA. Its product is annotated as NLR family CARD domain-containing protein 3-like. Gene Ontology annotation, molecular function: protein binding. NCBI's taxonomy places the organism in Eukaryota, Metazoa, Chordata, Actinopteri, Perciformes, Percidae. The record is from RefSeq and is a predicted model, not a curated record. The coding region runs from base 139 to 2607 and encodes 822 amino acids. The transcript is spliced from 11 exons.